Messenger RNA from Cololabis saira (Pacific saury), 3435 nucleotides. Its product is annotated as heterogeneous nuclear ribonucleoprotein L-like. NCBI's taxonomy places the organism in Eukaryota, Metazoa, Chordata, Actinopteri, Beloniformes, Belonidae. Bases 126 to 1436 code for a protein of 436 amino acids. The record is from RefSeq and is a predicted model, not a curated record. Gene Ontology annotation, cellular component: nucleus. The transcript has 13 exons. Gene Ontology annotation, biological process: regulation of RNA splicing; mRNA processing. Gene Ontology annotation, molecular function: mRNA binding.
AUGGAGUGGAGGACAGUCACCGCAUCGCCCCGUCCCCGGUGGUCCAUGUCCGAGGACUGUGUGAUGCCGUGGUGGAGGCCGACCUGGUGGAGGCGCUGGAGAAGUUCGGCAGCAUCUGCUACGUGAUGAUGAUGCCGUUCAAGCGGCAGGCCCUGGUGGAGUUCGACGGCGUGGAGAGCGCCACGCGCUGCGUGACCUGCGGGGGCCGCGAGGCCGUCUACAUCGCAGAGCAGCAGGCCUUCUUCAACUUCUCCACCAGCCAGAGGAUCACCCGGCCCACCAACGCAGACGACCCCACCAGCAAAAACAAGGUCCUGCUGCUGUCCAUCCAGAACCCGCUGUACCCCAUCACCACCGAUGUGUUGUACACCGUCUGCAACCCCGUCGGUAACGUCCUCCGCAUCGUCAUCUUCAAACGCAACGGCAUCCAGGCCAUGGUGGAGUUUGAGUCAGUGGAAGACGCUCAGAAGGCCAAGCUGGCUCUGAACGGAGCCGAUAUUUACUCCGGCUGCUGCACACUUAAGAUCGAAUAUGCUCGGCCCAACAGACUGAACGUCGUCCGCAAUGACAACACCAGCUGGGAUUACACCAAACCCUUCCUCCUGCACCGAGAGCGGGGGAAGGGAAGGCAGCGCCAAGCCAUCCUGGGGGAGCACCCGUCCAACGGCUACGGCCCACAGUGCCCCCUGCUGCCCCUGCCGGCCAACAGCAGGUACAGACGGGGUGAGCAGGUCCAGGACAUGAUCUCGUACCCUCCUCUCCUCCCAAAGACCUUCCCCUCCACCUCCUCCUCCUCCCUGCUCGCCUCCAGCUCCGUCGCCAUGGUGAGCGGCCUCCACCCCACCAAGAUGAACUGCGGACGCAUUUUCAACCUCUUCUGUCUCUACGGCAACGUGGAAAAGGUGAAGUUCAUGAAGAGCGUUCCUGGCACGGCGCUGGUGGAGAUGGGGGACGAGUACGCCGUGGACCGAGCCGUCACUCACCUGAACAGCAUCAAGGUUUUCAGCAAGAAGCUCAACGUCUGCGUGUCCAAGCAGCAGGCGGUGAUCCCCAGCCAGGUGUUUGAGCUGGCCGACGGCGGCAGCAGCUACCAGGACUUCAGCCUGACCAGAAACAACCGCUUCAGCAGCGCUCACAGCAGCAGGAACAUCAUCCAGCCCCCCGCCGCCGUGCUGCACUUCUACAACGCCCCCCCCACCCUCAGCCAGCACCAGCUGCUCAAGCUCUGCUCCGAACACAACGUUCCUGCUUUCACCAAGUUCAAGGUCUUCGAUGCUAAACCCAGCUCCAAGACUCUGUCCGGCCUGCUAGAGUUUGACAAUAAGACUGAAGCUGUGGAGGCGUUGACCGUCCUCAACCACCACCAGAUCAGAAUACCCAGCAGUUCCAACCCCUUCACCCUCAAACUCUGCUUCUCCACCUCCUCCCAUCUGUGACGGAGAGAGGAGCAGCUGCCACGGACACGGCGCUCCCGGGACACGGCAGAGAGCAAGUUGCACUUUGGAACUAAAAUGAGUCCAAACUGGUUCAAGACAACAAAAGAAAAUUAAAAUAAUUGUUGCUCUCCUCAUCAUCAAAGCACAAUUGUUGGUGAUCCGCUAGAGAAUAACGUCACAUCAUUUUGGGGUUAAGUCUUUUUUUUUUAUAUAUUCUUUGUGAUUGUAUUUAAUUGUGACUUUUUUGAGUAACUAAGCUUUUUUGUCAUGUGCUCAUUUUUGCUUUUCCCGUGGUUGUAUAAAUCAAACUGGUGAGACUGUGCAGUUAUAUUGCAAUAAUAGUAAGUUAAUUUGUGUUAAUGCUGUUAGCACCAUGACUGACGACGCAUGAACAGUAAUAUCUCUUAUUUAGUUUUGACAAACGCUGCCAUCAUCCACCUCCGAGGAUUGAUUCAACCUGCUCUCAAACAUCUGCUUAUUUUCAAAGAUUGCACUAGCUAUUUCUCAAAUGUUUUGACUAUUUAAAAUGGAACAUGUUAACAUUAAUUUACAAAUUGAAUUUAAAAGAAAUAUUUCUUUAUGUUACUGUGAACUAGAAACUUUGUGUAUCUCUAAAAAAGAAAAACGUGUGAUUGUUGUGCCGGUGUGAUUCACAAGACACCCCAGUGCUGCUGUGAGGGAUGUUAGUCGGUGACGAGUGAUGUAAAACUCUAAAUAAUAAUAGGUGAUCUGGUCCUCACCUGGUCCAAAUAUAUAAAUAUAUAUAUGUCAAUAGGCAAACUGAAAUAACAUGACACAUUACACAAUGCAAUUUUUCUCAAGAGAUUUUAAGCCAAUGAGUUGUCAGCACAAUGCCAAGGAAAUAAAGACUUCAGCUAAGAUCUCAGGCCACGUUUCCACAUAGCCGGGUAUUUACAAAAACGGAUAUUUCCCCCUCUACGUUUUGAAAAAUCCCAUCAUUUCCAGGAACCUGCAUAAAUAGCUGUUAAGGUGCUAUGAGCAGCCAAACCUGCAGGGGGCAGUGUAACGAGAAGAUAAAGUCAUGCUAGCCAAUCAGAAUCCUGGAAAAAAACAUCAACAAAUGACACGAGUAACUUCCAGUUACUUCCAAGAUGAACGAGAGUCUUUCGUUUGGAGUGACAGAGAAGUGGAGUUACUUUUAAGUGUGACUUUAGAAUAUAAAACAGGUAAAAUACAAGAAAAUAUUGACGGUGGCCAAACUAAUUGUAACCACAGGUGUCACUCAUGACGCUGGUGACGUUUCUGUCUCAUAAUGUGACGUUCUGAAGCCUAAAUCUCCGUUUCCCUCCGUUUACAAGCAAACAUGAAGACGGAGGUUUUAAAAAUCUCCACUUUGGCCGGAGUUUUCAGAAAUGAUUGUUUUUGGAGACUUUGAGCUUUGUUUUCGUGUAAACGAAACGCAUUAAAACGCCACCGUUUUUGUUACGUGUAAACGGGGAAAUUUGCAUUUGAAAAACAGAAAUCCCAAAACCAGGUCAGGACCUGGAAUCCUGCGUCUAUUAUCAUUACACUCGCUCAUCUUAUUCAAAUAGACCAUGAACUAUUUAUGAAAUCAUGGAGAACAUCAUUGCUUCAGGUUCCUGCUGCUGAACGUGGCACAAGCUACUGAUCUGAUUCACAUACUGCAUUUUUAAAUAGAAUAACUAUUAUAUAUGUUCUCUUCAACUACUUACCCAACUUUAAGACCUGGUAGGGGCCAGAUGGUUUAUUAUUAUAUCUUAUAAAGUCUUGACAUUGAAAGAGAGUGUACUUCUAGUUCACAUGACUGUAAAUACAGUAUGGUGUCAGAUCUCAGCGUACUGUGAGCCAGUGUGAGGUGGAGACAUGACAGUACAUGGAGGAACCGCUGAUUCCCUCAGAAACAGCACUGGGGUGAGAGCGGAGGAACAAACUCAGGGAGGGCAGUCAGCUGCCCGACCUUGGGAGGAGUGGGGACGAGAAAACUAGCAAUAGAAAAACAAUAAACUUCUAGUUGGAA